Molecule: messenger RNA, 1004 nt
Organism: Cynara cardunculus var. scolymus (artichoke)
Lineage: Eukaryota; Viridiplantae; Streptophyta; Magnoliopsida; Asterales; Asteraceae
Product: gamma carbonic anhydrase 1, mitochondrial
Exons: 5
Coding region: 77-811 (244 amino acids)
Source: RefSeq, a predicted model, not a curated record
GGGCGGAAAUACAGAGUAACCAAGGGUUAGCUCUUACCACAGUCGAACAGUGAACGAUCGUUUGAUCUUCGUCGCUAUGGGAACCUUAGGGAGAGCAGCAUACACAGUUGGAUUUUGGAUCCGCGAAACUGGACAAGCCAUGGAUCGUCUCGGUUCUCGCCUCCAGGGCAACAACUACUUCAAGGAGCAACUGUCCAGGCAUCGAUCUCUUAUGAACGUGUAUGACAAAGCCCCUGCUGUUGAUAAGGAUGCGUUUGUUGCCCCAAGUGCUUCUAUCAUUGGGGAUGUCAAUGUAGGAGCUGGAUCAUCUAUUUGGUAUGGAUGUGUUCUGAGAGGUGAUGUGAACUCCAUCAGUAUUGGUUCUGGCACUAAUAUACAGGACCACUCACUUGUCCAUGUUGCAAAAUCUAACCUACCUGGGAAGGUGCUGCCUACUGUGAUUGGCGACAAUGUGACUGUUGGUCAUAGCGCUGUUUUACAUGGAUGCACUGUUGAAGAUGAAGCAUUUGUUGGCAUGAAAGCUACACUGCUUGAUGGGGUAGUAGUAGAGAAACAUGGCAUGGUUGCUGCCGGAGCCCUUGUACGACAGGAUACAAGAAUUCCCAGUGGCGAGGUAUGGGGAGGUAAUCCGGCCAAAUUCCUUCGGAAGCUUACAGAGGAAGAGAUAGCCUUUAUUUCCCAGUCGGCUGCCAAUUAUGGCAGCCUUGCAAAAGUUCAUGCUGCCGAGAACGCAAAGCCCUUGGACAAGAUCGAGUUUUUGAAAGUACUACAAAAGAAAGUGAACGAACCCAGAUCUCUGCUUCAGUCAUGAUUUUGGUAAGGCACGAAAAAACCGAGCAUUAGUUUGUUGUAAGGUAGUUGUUUUUUGCAUCUCCUGAAUGCUUCAUGUUUUAUGAAAGCACAUAUACGGACAAUGCAAUCUUCCUUACAUUACAUAUUUGGUCAUUGUCCUUUUACAAAUAAGAUGAUGGUAUUGAUUUGAACUGCAAGAUCGCUUACGAGUA